Molecule: messenger RNA, 1441 nt
Organism: Ceratotherium simum simum (southern white rhinoceros)
Lineage: Eukaryota; Metazoa; Chordata; Mammalia; Perissodactyla; Rhinocerotidae
Source: RefSeq, a predicted model, not a curated record
AUGUGGUCAGAGAAGGGGGCUCCGAGUUCUUGUUUGGGAGGACAAAGCAGAGGAUUACUUCAAGAACUUUCUGCAGCCCACCUCUCAGCUGAGAAGACAAACACUUUCAAAAAAGACAAAGUAUUGAAGUGGGUAGAAAUCUCGGGAUUUGAAGUAGUCAAUUGUGGAAAUUAUGGGCUGGGCCUUAACCGGAAGUCGGCCCUCUUCAUUCAUCAGAAGACCCACUCAGGAGGAAAGCCUUAUUUUUACAGUGAGUGUGGCCUAAGCUUUAGCUGUAACUCAGCUCUCGUCACAUGCACGAGGUCACACACAGGGGAGAAGCCUUACCUCUGCACAGAGUGAGGGCAGGCCUUCAGCCAGAAGUCAAACCUGGUCGCACACAAGAUGGCACACUCUGGGGAGAAGCCUUUCACAUGUGAGGAGUGUGGGCGAAGCUUUAGCCAGAAGUCAACCCUCAUCAGACACCUCAGGACCCACUCAGGAGAGAAGCCCUUUGGGUGCCGGCAGUGUGGGCGAGGCUUCAGGGAUAAGUCAAACCUUAUCACACACCAGAGGACUCACUCAUGGGGGAAGCCUUAUGCAUGCAGGGACUGUGGGAGGCUUUUUAGAGAUAAAUCAAGUCUCAGUAAACACCAGAGGAUUCAUUCAGGGGAGAAUGCUCAUCUGUGCAAUUACUGUGGCCGGACCUUUAGUCAGAAGUCAUACCUCAUAAAGCACAAGAGGACACACUCAGGAGAGAAGCCUUUUGUGUAUCCGGAGUGUGGACGAGGCUUUAGUGACAAGUCAAAUCUUACCACACACCAGAGGACACACUCAAGGGAGAACCCCUAUAUGUGUGCAGAAUGUGGACGAGGCUUUAGUGUGUCAGCUCUCAUUACACACCAGAGGACACACUCAGGGGAGAAGCAUUUUGUGCACAGGGAGUGUGGACGAGGCUUCAGACAGAAGUCACACCUCAUCAGUCAUCAGAGGACACACUCUGGGGAGAAGGCUUAUGUUUGCACCGAGUGUGGGCAAGGCUUUAGCCAGAAGGCAAAUCUGGUCAGGCACGAGAUGGCCCACUCAAGGGAGAAGCUCUUUGUGUGUAGGGAGUGUGGGCGAGGCUUCAGCCAGAAGUCGGCCCUUAUGAGACAUCAGAGGACUCAUUCCUGGGAGAAGCUUUACGUGUGCAAGAAGUGUGAGCGGGGCUUUAGUGAUAAGGCGACCCUCGGCACACAUCAGAGAACACACUCAGGGGAGAAGCCUGAUAUCUGCAGUCAGUGUGGGGAAGGCUUUAGGCUGAAAUUACUCCUUUUUAGACACCAGAGGUCACGUCUGCUGUAGAGAAGCUUUAAGCACAGGGAGUGUAGGCAAGGCUUUAGCAAUAAAUCAUACCUCAUCAUGCAAGAAAAGACAACUUUAGAGGAAAUCUCGUGUGUGCAACAGAUGGCCUUCUGAGAUA